Messenger RNA from Pollicipes pollicipes, 2081 nucleotides. RefSeq names its product Zeste-white 10 kinetochore protein (gene Zw10). The transcript is spliced from 7 exons. Lineage: Eukaryota; Metazoa; Arthropoda; Thecostraca; Pollicipedomorpha; Pollicipedidae. The record is from RefSeq and is a predicted model, not a curated record. Gene Ontology annotation, cellular component: RZZ complex. Gene Ontology annotation, biological process: mitotic spindle assembly checkpoint signaling; endoplasmic reticulum to Golgi vesicle-mediated transport. The coding region runs from base 125 to 814 and encodes 229 amino acids.
CCUGCCGCGCUGCCGCGUCAGUGAGUCGGCCGUGGCUUUCGGCGAGCUGGUGGCGGCAGCAGUAGCCGAAGCGGCUGCCGGGCCGGAGCUGCUGAAGGCACGGCUCCACCACGCGGCGCGGUGCAUGCUGGAGCUCUACUGCGCCCUGCUGCCUACCGCUCACCGGCGCGCGCUGCACGAGCUGCCCGAGCAAGCGGCCAUCGCGCACAACAACUGCCAGUACCUGGCGCACCGCGUCACCGCCCUGGCCGCCCGACACAGUGGUGCUGGGGACGCGUUCCUGGACCUAGUGCCUGAGCUGCGGCAAGUGGGGUCGGACAUCUUCUUGGCCACCCUGACGCGCAUGAAGAACCAGCUGCUGGAGAUACUGUCAGAGGCCGGGCUCGACCAGCUGGACACGCAGGAGGACGUGGCCGGGCCGGCCGGCGCCGCGCUGCGCCAGUGCCUGCACCAGCUGGCCCAGCAGGACAUCUCGGCCAGCGCCGCCGGUCAGCUCUGCCAGGCCGCCCGCCUGCUGGUGCAGCAGGCGCCCGGCUUGUUCGCGUCGGGGGAGGACUACGGGGAGGACAAGCCUCGAGAUCGGCAAACGGAGGCGGAGGCGCGCGCACUGCUGGCUCGCCACACGGCCGGCUGGGCCCGCUUCCUCGAGCUGCUGGUGGUGCUGGAGGAGAACCUGCGCGGCAUCCUGGACCGCUGGUCGGACGGCAAGGGCCCGCUGGCGCAGCACUUCUCGGCCGACGAGGCGCGCCACCUGGUGCGCGCCCUCUUCCAGAACAGCGAGCGGCGCGCCGCCGCACUGGCCCGCAUCAAGUGAGGCCGCCCGACUGUCGACGGGCCGCCGAGCUGACGACACUGGUCGGACGCAGUGGUCCGGUGCCGUGGCGACCGGGGCGCGUGUCGGGACCGGCGCCGAGACGGAGCCGUCGCGCUGUGGACGACGGCGCUGGCUGACGCGGAGUCCUUGUCGUGCGGCCCAGUUGGCGCGUUAUGUGACUGGACAGAAGGCGGAACCAACGACCAGUGAUUCCGCGGUCCUAGUCGUGCGGCCCAGCCGGUGCGUCAUGUGAUUGGACGGGAAUCAGAGCCAGUGGGCCUGUCGUGCGUUGUCCUAGUCGUGCGUCACAGCGGAUGCGUCCUGUGAUUGGACGGGAGGCGGAGCCAACAGACCAGUGAUUGCGGUUGGUAAGAGGCCUUGUUAAGGUGCAACGCGAAUUUGUGAGUGGGUAGAAUUGAUGCUCUGAGUCCUUGCACAUGCGGUGAUUCACUGAAUCGCUGUAAGUGAACAGCCCCGUUGCAUGUGCGCUAUAAUAUGAUGUGUAUCGAGAGUGCGUGUCAUCCACCCUGGCGAUCACAUCUAUGCCGCGGUGACUGAUCAGGUCGAGGGCGGUUGGGGUUGUGGGUUGGGAGUGGGAGCAGGACAUGUGCGGUGUGGUUGCUUCCGGGCGUAAGUAUUUCAAUGGUUCACGUUGCGGACUUCUCUCUGAAAGGUCCAGUUGGGGGCUUCUCUCCGGUAACAACUACAGUCGCACGGCGCGCAGCUCCACUGCCUUCGGCUGACCGACCAGCGGGAGUUACUGAAACAUUAUGCUUGGUGUUUACACAUGUCGAUAUCCUGUGGGCUGGAUGGUGACGCAGUGUAUGAUCCUGGUAUGCAAAAGCGCUCGGUGUGUAGUGCUGAGUGGUGUGUGAUGUGUACUUCUCGAGCUUGAGGCAACAAUUGUCAGUGCUUACCUAUGCCAUUAUGCUAUGCACACAGUGCCUAUGGUGUCAUGCUGGUGCACUCUCUGAAGCGCUUUGUGCUGACUGGUUCUCCGGCCACGCCAGGCUCAUUGCGUCUUACGUGAUUGAGACGAGGUCUCAGAGGUUAAAGCAUCUCUAAGGGAGACGGCAUCAGGGAGGUGACAAGUGUGCGAGUUUCUGUAAUUCUCCUGCCGUGCUCUUUUUCAGGCGCCGGGUAGCGCGACGUCAUUUUACAACCUGCCACGAUAGUUGUAUUAAUUGGUUGUGUUGUACUUUUUGUCGAUGUCUGCAGUUGAAAUCCUUUAAGUGUGGGGCGGUGGGCGGUCGUCUAUUUUUGUUUG